CCUCAAACAAUUUAUCCUUAUCAACCUAUAAUUACAAGAAUAGCAUCAAUAUUAGCAGAUGAAUUAAAUGAAAGAUUAAUAUAUUUACUAUUUAAGCGACAAAUUAAGAAAGGUGUAUUAGAUGAUAUCUAUGAUGGAAAAUAUCGAAGUGAAAAUUUUAUCCUUGCUGGCAUCAUACCUGGUCCAAAAGAACCAGAUACAAGUCAAUUGCAAAAUUAUUUUCAACCUAUAGUCAAUGAACUAAAGCAACUUUGGAGUGGUCAAUUAUUUAAAACUGCCUUAUAUCCAGUUGGGCAUAUGUUUCGUUGUGCAUUAAUUCAAAUUGCAUAUGAUAUACCAGCUGCACAUAAGGUUACAGGAUUAGCCCUGCAUUCUUCAAAACAUGCAUGCAGCAAAUGGACUUCCAAACUUGAUUAUUCCAAUUAUAUUCAAGAUGAUCUAUCAUUGACAAAUGCUAAACAUCAACAAAUAGCAUUUCAAUAUAAAAUUAGUACAAGCAAACGUAUAAUUCAACAUGCAUGGAUGAAUGAGAAUUCACCAAAACUUGGUAUUAAGCAGCUUUAUGAAAUCCAAAAUCUAAUUGAUUCAACUCCUUUAUUUGCUGAUAUGGGACAUAUAAACUUUAAAAUUACGUUGAGUUUUGAUACACUCACAGCGGAUCAAUGGAAAACAUAG
Messenger RNA from Racocetra persica, 675 nucleotides. Lineage: Eukaryota; Fungi; Glomeromycota; Glomeromycetes; Diversisporales; Gigasporaceae. The record is from the annotation of a GenBank genome assembly.